Molecule: messenger RNA, 1913 nt
Organism: Mandrillus leucophaeus (drill)
Lineage: Eukaryota; Metazoa; Chordata; Mammalia; Primates; Cercopithecidae
Product: zinc finger protein 14 homolog
Exons: 6
Coding region: 378-1652 (424 amino acids)
Biological process (GO): regulation of transcription by RNA polymerase II
Cellular component (GO): nucleus
Molecular function (GO): DNA-binding transcription factor activity, RNA polymerase II-specific; RNA polymerase II transcription regulatory region sequence-specific DNA binding
Source: RefSeq, a predicted model, not a curated record
UCACCAGCGGAACCGCCUCCACCGCGUUCGGCGUCGAAGGCCUACGGGACGUCAGUACGCAUGCGCACUUUGUGCCCUAGGUAGCUUGUCUCCUAACCGAGGACGCCUCUAUAUUCCGGUCUCUGGGAGCGGGGGCGUGGGGCUGCACAUGCGCACUGCGAGCCCUCGCCUACUCCCAGAAACCACUGGGCACACGCGGUGCGGCAGCCGCUUCAGAUUGGCGGGCUCCAAGGACACGUGAGUGGGCAGCGUCGCCGUUUCUCUUUUGUUGGACCGUAUUUUCCCAGCGCCACGCGGAGCCUGGGCCAUUAUGAGCUCUGCAUUUCCAGGACCCGGUCACUGUUCAGGACACUGUUCCAGCGCAGUGGUCAUUAGCCAUGUCUCAGGGAUCAGUGACAUUCCAAGAUGUGGCCAUUGACUUCUCCAAGGAAGAGUGGGGAUUCCUGAACCCUGCUCAGAGAGAUUUGUACACAACUGUGAUGUUGGAGAAUUAUCAGAACCUGGUCUGGCUGGGACUUUCCAUUUCUAAAUCUGUGAUUUCACUGUUGGAGAAAAGGAAACUGCCUUGGAUAAUGGGAAAAGAAGAGAUAAGAGUCCCAUUGCCAGGAUAUUUCAAGGUGUCAGAGAUUACCUCCCAGGAGCCAAGGGCAAAGACUAGACCUCUCUUUGGAAAAGAUGCACCAGGUGCAGAGAUUAAGGAGUUAUCUGCAAAGAGGGCUAUUAAUGAAGUAUUAUCUCAGUUUGACACAGUGAUAAAAUGUACAAGAAACGUAUGUAAGGAAUGUGGAAAUGUAUACUGCCACAAUACGCAGCUUACUCUCCGUAAGAGAAAUCACACGCGAAAGAAAUGCAAUCAGUGUUUAGAUUGUGGGAAACCCUUCACUCGUCGGUCAACUCUCAUUCAACAUCAAAGAAUCCACACGGGAGAGAGACCCUAUAAAUGUAACGAAUGUAGUAAAACCUUCAACCAGAGGGCACACCUUACCCAGCAUGAGAGAAUUCACACGGGUGAGAAACCUUACAAAUGUAAGGAAUGUAGGAAAACCUUCAGCCAGAUGACUCAUCUCACACAGCAUCAGAGUACACAUAUGAGAGAAAAGUUCCAUGAAUGCAGUGAAUGUGGAAAGGCCUUCAGCCGUUCCUCAGCCCUUAUGGAUCACCAGCGAAUUCAUGGUGGAGAAAAGCCAUAUGAAUGUAAGGAGUGCGGCAGAGCCUUCACUCAAAGUGCCCAGCUCAUUAGACAUCAGAACACUCAUUCUGGAGAAAAACCCUGUGAGUGUAGUAAGUGUAAGAAAUCUUUUGUGUGCCUGUCUUCCCUGAUUGAACAUUGGAGAAGUCACACUGGAGAAAAACCGUAUCAAUGUAAGGACUGCAAAAAGACCUUUUGUUGUGUCAUGCAGCUCACUCUGCACAGGAGAGUUCAUACUGGUGAGAAACCCUAUGAAUGCAAGCAAUGUGGAAAGGCCUUCAGCGCCCAUUCUUCCCUUGUUACUCAUAAGAGAACACACAGUGGAGAGAAACCGUAUAAAUGCAAGGAAUGUGGAAAAGCCUUCAGCGCGCACUCUUCCCUUGUUACUCAUAAGAGAACACACAGUGGAGAGAAACCUUAUAAAUGCCAUGCCUGUGGGAAGGCCCACACUUUGUCAACAUAAUAGAAUUCAUACUGGUGAAAAACCCUUUCAGUGCAGUCAGUGCGGGAAGUCCUUUAGAUGCAGCUCUCACCUUACUCGACACUGUAGAAUGUGUAAUGGAAAAUGUUAGCAAAUAACCAAAACUCAAAAUGUUAAUUCUGAUUAUUCCAUAUCAUCACCAGUACUUCGUACUCUGAGUCUUUAAAAAUAUGCUAUCUUAGUUUGUAUGGAAUGAUACUUCAUUGUACUUUUGAUUUAACUUAAAAAUGCCUUCCCUUGACU